Molecule: messenger RNA, 867 nt
Organism: Peronospora farinosa
Lineage: Eukaryota; Oomycota; Peronosporomycetes; Peronosporales; Peronosporaceae
Source: the annotation of a GenBank genome assembly
AUGGCUACGCAACGUGAGGAGGACAUUAAAAUGAUGCUGGCCGCUCAGGUCCACAUUGGUACGCGCAAUGCUGACUCGAAAAUGGCUGAUUACAUUUGGCGCCGUCGUAAUGAUGGAAUUCACAUUAUCAAUGUGGGCAAGACAUGGGAAAAGCUCAUGCUCGCUGCUCGUGUGAUUGUGGCUGUCGAGAACCCGGAGGAUGUGAUUGCCAUUUCUGCUCGUCCGUAUGGUCAGCGUGCGGUGCUUAAAUUUGCCCAGCACACUGGCUGUCAGGCUAUUGCUAGUCGCUUUACGCCUGGUACGUUCACGAACCAGAUCACCAAGCAGUUUCGCGAGCCGCGUUUGCUAAUUAUCACGGACCCACGCACUGACUCACAAGCCGUGCGUGAGUCUUCGUUCGUAAACGUUCCUGUGAUUGCCUUCUGUGAUUCGGACUCGCCCCUGCAGUUCGUGGACGUGGCAAUUCCGGCCAACAACAAGGGCAAGCUGUCUAUUGGUCUGCUCUACUGGCUGCUUGCCCGUGAGGUGUUGCGUCUUCGUGGCACGAUCUCACGCACUUUGCCGUGGGAAGUCGUUGUGGACCUGUUCCUUUACCGUGACCCGGAAGAACUCAAGAAGGCUGAGGAAGCUCAGGCUACCGCUGCGGAGGAAGCUCAGACUCGCGCGGGUUGGGCCGAUGCCCCGCAGACCUUUGCUGAGCCCACUCUGUACGCUGCUGAGCCUGCUACUCCUGCACCCACUGCUGCUGCUAGUGCUGAGUGGACGUCAGCUGGCAACUCGGAGUGGUCGGGUGAAGCUGGCGCCGUGCCGGCUGCCUCGAAUUGGGAUACCCCGGCUCCUUCUGCUGCCCCUGGCGGAUGGGAUUAA